Closterium sp. NIES-65 is the source of this 261-nucleotide messenger RNA. Lineage: Eukaryota; Viridiplantae; Streptophyta; Zygnematophyceae; Desmidiales; Closteriaceae. The record is from the annotation of a GenBank genome assembly.
AUGAGCUCAGCAUCACAGCAACACGGCAACAAGGCUGCUCGGACGGCUCAGCAGCAACUGCGGCUCCGCGGCACCAGCGGCUCGGCUCUUCAGGCGGCUCGGGCGGCUCGGGCGGCUCGGGCGGGUCGGGCGGGUCGGGCGGCUCGCGUGGCUCGGCUCCUCAGCGGCUCAGGCGGCUCGGGCGGCUCGGGCGGGUUGGGCGGCUUGGGCGGCUCGGGCGGCUCGGGCGGCUCGGGCGGCGCGGGCGGUGUAGGGCGGUAG